Anolis sagrei ordinatus is the source of this 6546-nucleotide messenger RNA. RefSeq names its product gon-4 like (gene GON4L). Gene Ontology annotation, biological process: regulation of DNA-templated transcription. NCBI's taxonomy places the organism in Eukaryota, Metazoa, Chordata, Lepidosauria, Squamata, Anolidae. Gene Ontology annotation, cellular component: nucleus. Gene Ontology annotation, molecular function: transcription coregulator activity. The record is from RefSeq and is a predicted model, not a curated record.
UUCCGCUUCCGGACUGUCGGAGCGAAGGCUCCGGAUUGAAAAAUGGCUGAGGAGAGCGGCUUUGGUGUGAGGAAGCCGGGGAAGAGAGCGAGGCAUUGCUGGCGAUGAAGUUGUCAAGAUUGUUGUGAGCCCAUUUGGAGAGAUGGAUCAGGAAAGCGGGCCAGAAAUGGCCGAGGUUUCACCGGGAAGUGAAAAGAUGCAGUCAGAUGUCUGUGAGCAACAAGCAGAAGGCCAUCAGGACGGAAAAGCAUCUUCGUCAAUAGAGCUUCCUGGAGAUAAUAAAGAGGAAACACCGAGCUCUGAAGCUGUCAGCCUUUUGCCGAAGAUGGAGAUAGGAGAGGUGGGAGACCAUUCUCUGGAUGGGAAAGGCCUGAAGUCUGUGCAUAGUGUGGAGCCGCUCCAAGAGGUCAAGGAAGAGGCUGAGGAGAUGGGACUCAUCAUCCCUCUGGAAGAGCAAGAAGAAGGAGGAGGAAAGAGGAAGAAGCGGAAAGCCACAAAGCGAAAACGGGAAGGAAAAAUCCUUGAGGAAAAUGAAGGACGGCCCUUGGAUUGCGAUCUCAAACUAGAUGACACACUGGACAAGACUUUGGAAGAUGGGGCAAAGCAACACAACUUGACAGCUGUCAAUGUACGAAACAUCUUGCAUGAAGUGAUCACAAAUGAGCACGUUGUGGCCAUGAUGAAGGCUGCAAUCAGCGAGACAGAAGACAUUCCCAUGUUUGAGCCGAAAAUGACUCGCUCCAAACUGAAGGAAGUGGUGGAAAAAGGAGUGGUAAUUCCUACCUGGAAUAUCUCUCCUAUCAAGAAGGCCAAUGAAAUGAAGCAGCCCCCGCAGUUUGUGGACAUUCCCUUGGAGGAAGACGACUCCUCAGACGAGGAGUACCAGCCAGAGGAGGAGGAGGAAGACGAGACAGCGGAAGAGAGCCUGCUGGAGAGCGAUGUGGAGAGCACCUCCUCCUCACCCCGUGGCAUCAAGAGGUCGCGAACAAGGCAGUCUUCGGACAUGGUAGAGACGGAUGAGGAAGGCACUGCACCUUUGGAGGUCGAGAAAGAGGGCACUCCUCCCCUUCAGCGGCACAUUAGCGCGGAGGUUGUGCCGAUGGGGCCCCCUCCGCCCCCCAAACCCCGGCAGAGCAAGGACAGCACCUUUAUGGAGAAACUGCAUGCGGUGGACGAGGAGCUGGCAUCCAGUCCGAUGUGUAUGGAUUCCUACCAGCCCUUGGAAGACAGCUUGAUUGCCUUCCGCACACGAUCAAAGCGGCCCUUGAAGGACGUCCCCCUCGGUCAGUUGGAGGCCGAGCUCCAUGCUCCGGACAUCACCCCAGAUAUGUACGACCCCAACACAGCCGACGAUGAAGAGUGGAAACAUUGGCUUGGGAGCCUUAUGACUGAUGAUGUGGAGAAUGAAGAUGAGGCUGAUGAUGAUGAUGAUCCUGAGUACAACUUCUUGGAGGAUAUGGAUGAGCCAGACACAGAGGACUUCAGGAACGACCGAGCUGUUAGGAUCACAAAGAAGGAAGUGAAUGAAUUGAUGGAGGAGCUGUUUGAGACGUUUCAGGAUGAGAUGGGCUUGUCCAAUGUGGAGGACGAGGGGCCGGAGGAUGAGGAUAGUGCUGCUGAGGCCCGGCCAAAUUUUAACACUCCACAGGUGCUCAGAUUUGAAGAGCCCCUGGCCAACUUGCUGAAUGAACAGCACCGGACGGUGAAGGAGCAGUUGGAGCAGCUGCGCAUGAAGAAGUCUGCAGCCAAGAUGCCUCAGGAGUUGGAGAAGUCCAAGCUGCGCAGUGAAAAGCCGCUGCAGGCUCUGACCCUGGACGCCGGGCAGAGGAAGAGGCUCCAGCAACAGAUGCAGCAGCAUGUGCAGCUCCUGAUGCAGAUCUAUCUCCUGAGCAGCAGCAACCCUAACCUGGGCUCAGAGGCCAACACCACCCGCCUCUUCCUGACGGAACUGGACAGCUUUGCUCAGAGCGCCACACUCCUCGCUCAGCCUCUAGGCCACAAAUUCCAAACUGCCUUCCAGCCAUGCAACCUGAAGGAAGCCCUGCAUCUCAUCACAGAUUUCCAUUCGAACAUCAACAUUGACUGGAGCCCUCGCAAAGCCAUUAAAAAGAAUGUGAAUGACUUUGCUCCCCUGCCAAAGCAAAUUGCAUGGAUCUUGGCCACCAGGAGGGUCUUCAUGUACCCAGAGUUGCUGCCCACCUGCUCCUUAAAGGCCAAAACACCACGGGACAAGAUCGUCUUCACAAAAGGCGAAGACAACCUCUUAGCACUAGGACUGAAGCAUUUUGAAGGGACAGAGUUCCCCAAGCCUCUCAUCAGCAAGUACCUCCUGACCACAAAGACAGCCCACCAGCUGACGGUGCGGAUCAAGAAUCUCAACCUGAACCGGGUCCCUGACAAUAUCCUCAAAUAUUACAAGACGACCAAGCAAUUGCCUGUCCUGUCCAGGCUCUGCGAGGAGGUCCAGCCCAACGAUUGGAAGCCCCCCCUUGAACACGAAGAACACCGUUUGCCCUUUUGGUUGAAGGCCAGCUUACCAUCCAUCCAAGAGGAGCUGGAGAAACUGGCGAGGGAAGCCUCUGCUCCAGGAAGUGAACCUCUCAAGACAGGAAGUGAGCCCGCGGAGCCAGGGCAGGGUCACAAGUAUCCCCUGCACAUGCCAGAGGGGCUGCAAUGGAUGCUCAGGCCCCUGAACAGCUGCUUAUUUCGGAAAACCUGGAGGCGGCAACGGCCGGCCGCUGCCAAGCCCCUCCCUGUCCGGACGGGCCUUUGCUUUCCUCCCGCCGGCAGCAACAACUUUUCCAAAAUGUCUGCCAGGCACCCCCAGCCGGAAGCUCCUCCCAGCAAAGGGUCUGGCCGCGUCCCCCGCUUGAUCCAGCCUGCACCCUUUCUGCAACCUUUGCCCUUAAACCUGCAGCCUGCCCUAGGGAAUGGCGCAAACUUUGAGCUCCAGGGUCUUCUUCCUGCUCGGCAUCCGAACCCUGGGGCCUGCCUGGCUCCCGACGUGGCCCAGAACAUAAUUCCCACUCUCCCCGUCACCUUUCAGCCUAAAAUGAUGCUCCCGGUGCUGAGAGUCCGGAAGCCGGGACCCGUUAGGGGAUAUCAGAAGAAGAAGGCCCCCCUCCGAGCCGCCCCGUUGCUCAAGCCUGCUCCGUUGCUCCAGCCGACGCCUGUCAUCUUCACCGUCCCGACCGGGGCCGUCAACGUGGUUGGGAUUGCCAAUGGUUGCAACGUGUUGGCUGCAACCCCAACAGGGAGAUCUCCGCAACCCAUUCCCAUCACCACUCUGCUGGUCAACCCUGCCCCUUUCCCUUGCCCGCUGAACCAACCACUUGCGGUCCCUUCCGCUCCUUCUUUAGUGGUCGCGCCUACCUCUGCAUCUCCCAUCGCCUCCACAGCCGUGACAGUGGCCAAUGUCAUGGCACCGGUGGCAGGUCCCAUUCUGGUGGAACCUAAAGCAGAGCCACAAGAACCAUCCCCUUGUGCUGCAGCCUCAUCCAAGGAGGACAACAUACUCUGGUCCUCUGAUCCCAACAAAGAGGGUCCUGUCCAGACUUCUGUGGAGAUGACAGAAGAGAAAGCAGCCCCGUGUCCUUUCUCCCUUUUGACAACGGGAGGAGAGAUAGAAAAGGUCAAAGACGACGCUAGUGAUGCCCCUCGUGAAGCUGUCCUUGUUCCAGAGAUACCAAGCUCUUUGGUCCCCCUGCCGAAAGAAGACGUGGUGCUGGAUCUUGGGCAGGAGCUGGACAUUGAGCCUCCGCCUGAGUCUGCCGAGGAGCCCAAGGAGAAUCCAAAGAAGCAAGGCUCCAGCGAGAAAGGGAAGGGAGACCUAGGCUCCCCUGAGCCACUCCCUGUGAGCAAAGAAAGAACCACUUCUUCCAAAGAUUCCUGCAGCGCUACUGAGUCUGUAUCCUCCCGAUUAAAGCCAGAAGGUGGGUCCAGUCUGCCAGUCAGCCAGGAGACGUCCGGGGAGAAAGAUGGACCGGAGGAGGAGGAAGAGGAGGACUUUGACGAUUACAUCCAUGACGAGGAAGAUGAGGAGAUGUCCUCGGCUUCAGAGGAGUCUGUGCUUUCUGUGCCGGAGCUUCAGGAAACAAUGGAGAAGCUGACCUGGCUUGCAUCUGAGAGGCGCCUGAGCCAAGAGGGUGACUCAGAGGAAGAGAAUUCCCAGGAGGAGAACUCUGAGCCUGAGGAAGAGGAGGAGGAGGAGGAGGAAGGAGAAGGGGAGAACCUGGAGAGUCUGCAGAAGGAGGAUGAAAUGACGGAUGAAGUGACCAAUUCCGCAGACAGGCCUGCGUUGUCUCUUACCUUGACCUGCACUGUCCCAGAAGUGGAGCCCAGUCGCUCCCCACCAGGGGAAAACGCCAAAGCGCCUGGGAAAAGCCGGAACUCCUAUCGAAGUCGGGCCAAGCGAGGCCGGUCUCGCGCCAGCAAGGACACCUCCAAGCUGCUGCUUCUCUGUGAUGAAGACAUCCUGGAGCGAGAUCCUUUGCGGGAGCAGAAGGACUUAGCCUUUGCACAGGCCUACCUCAGUCGGGUGCGUGAGGCCUUGCGGAGUGUGCCAGGGAAGUAUGACGAGUUUCUCCGCAUAAUUUAUGAGUUUGAGAGCAAUGCUCAGAAGCAGACGGCCGUCGACCUCUAUGCACGGCUGCGGAGUGUGCUGCAGGAAUGUCCCCAGCUGCUCACGGACUUUGCAGCCUUCCUCCUGCCCGAACAAGCCCUGGAGUGUGGCCUGUUUGAGGAGCAGCAAGCUUUUGAGAAGAGUCGGAAGUUCCUUCGGCAGCUGGAGAUCUGCUUUGCUGAGAACCCUUCUCACCACCAGAAGAUCAUCAAGGUCCUGCAGGGCUGUGCGGAGUGCCUGCCUCAGGAGAUUAUGGAGCUGAAGACCCAGAUGUGGCAGCUGCUGAAAGGUCACGAUCACCUGCAGGACGAGUUCUCUGUUUUCUUUGAUCACUUGCGCCCUUCCGCCAGCCGCUUGGGAGACUUUGAGGAGAUUAACUGGACAGAGGAAAAGGAAUAUGAGUUUGAUGGGUUCGAAGAAGUCUCCUUGCCAGAGGUAGAAGAAGAGGAGGAACCCCCCAAAAUGCACACAGCCUCAAAAAAUAAGAGGAGGAAGGAACUCGGAGGCCAGAACACUGACAAGGAGCCUGAGUGGGCCGAGGGGACGAAGGAAUGCUUCUGCUCAUGCCAUGAGGGCACCAGCGACCUCCGGAUGAAGCGGAGCAAGCGAAGGGGUUGCAGCCAUUGCAGCAACAAGGCAGCGGAUGGCAAGUUCUUCAAACAUAAAGAUCCCCAGGAGCUUGCAGAUGGCCUUGGCCCGCAGGACGCGAGUCUCUGCCCCGAAGGGAAGGAUCCUGUGGAGGAGAGAUUGGAGCUGAGGGAAGAUGGGGAGCUUCCCCAGAACAGGAUGAGAUCAACGCCCAGGAGAGCAGAUCCUUCUGGAGCAGGGCCUCGUAUGGAAGGAAAGCCAUCCUCUUGCAAAGAAGUCUCUUUGGAAGGGAAGACCCUGCCUUGUGUCCAGGCUUCUGAGCUGUGCUCUGUGCCAGACCCCCCUCCCAAUUUAAAGAAGGCUGGCAAUGUGGGCAAGCAGCCCGCUACUACGAUUGCUACCUCCACCUCCCCACUGAGAGCACCUCAACCCAAAAGUAGCUCCACCGGAGUGGAAAGUGAAGUUAAAGUCAGCCUGAGGAGUGAAGAGGCCUCCUUGGGCCUUUGCAGAGACAUUUCGGAGCCUGCGACAUGCGGAGCCACAAGUCCGCAGCCAAGUUUUCCACUCGACAAAAAACGGACAGAGGAACCCAUCCCUUCCUCUCAGGCACUUCUCCAGGACACUGAGAUGGAGAGCCAGCCUUCCUCUCUGGAGAUGAGGGCUUCGCACUCCGAAGACCCCUCAGUGGCCACAAAUGGUGGCUUGCAGGCUCAAGCAGAAGGAUCUACUGCGGGAUUGGGUGCAAGUGGCUGCUCACAGGAGCUUUCGCCAACAGCCGGAAGUAGAGAAGGCUCCACCUUGUUGCAGAGAGCGGUCGAAGCCACGGUCUGUGCCAAGAACAUCAAGGUCAGCUCCACCGGAGAGAAGGUUGUCCUAUGGACCAGAGAAGCCGACCGGGUCAUUCUGACCACUUGCCAGGAGCGAGGAGCCACGCCGGACACCUUCGGGGCCAUCUCACAGCAACUGGGCAACAAAACAGCAGAAGAGGUUGCCCACCGGUUCAGGGAGUUGAUGGCUCUCUUCCACACGGCCUGCGACAUCAGCUCCGAGGACGAGGACGACGGCCUGAGUGCUACCAACACAGACCAGCUGUCAGAUAAAGAUCCGGUCCUCUCUGAGGAGGAGCAGGAGGAACCAGGCUUUUAGGCACCCAAGGAGCAAGAGAUCUUUGGAGAAAGAGAGAUUGUUGUCUCUUGUAAAGCACACUUGAAGCCGCCUUCAAAGACAUUCCCCUCCUCGUCCCUUUUUUAAAACGGCAAGGAGGGAAGGAAGUUCUGCAGAGAACAACUGAUGUAAAUAUUUCAAUGGUAGGAAAAUGAAUAAAUGGUCUUUAGUGA